GGAGUUUGCAUCAUGGCCAAAACAUCCACCUCACCGUGAUGCCCCUCAUUAUCAUAACGGGCCUUCCGUGCUCAGGAAAAACCUACCGAGCCGAGCAGAUUGCCACCCAGUUGGAAGCCUAUAUUGCGUCAGACCCGAGUUUAUCGAAACGCAGUGUACAGAUCAUCCAGUCACACCAUGCUUCCCUAGAUCGAAAAAACACUCCGUCCUCCUCCUCCGAUCAAAGUCCGACUCCUGAAAAUCAACCCAACGAGAUUUCCACCCUCCGAGAUGAAAUCUACAACAGCGCAUCUCGAGAGAAGACGGCUCGAGCAGAAGAAUUCUCCGCCAUUAAACGAGCCCUGUCCAAAGACAACAUCGUGAUUGCCGAUGGAUUGAACUACAUCAAGGGCUACAGGUACCAAUUAUGGUGUGAAGCCAAGGCUGCAGCUACAAGAUGCUGUGUCGUUCACGUUGCCGCACAGGAGGACGAGUGUCAGAAAUGGAAUCGUGAGAGGAUGAGAGUAUGGGGAAUUGAAGAGGAGGAUGGUGGAGACAAGCGGGAUGUGAACAAGGGCGCAAUAGAUGCGAAUAGUUUCGGUGAACUUGCGCCUGAAAGCCACACGGCCAUCUAUGGCGAUCGAAUGGUGGAAAAACCAUCAAGCCGUUCGAGAUCAUCCUCGAUGGAUGGAAUGGAUUCAGAUGAUGAGGAAUCCCGACCACGUCGACCCGUGCAUGCUGACGACGAUGGCAUGACUCUGAAAUCUCUGUAUAUCGGUAAUCAAGCCCCCGAGACAACUCAAAGUAGUCGUGAUGCCAGAGGAAUAACCAACGCCACAACCACAACUCCACCAGAACAACGCACUCCCUCACCCCUACUACCACCAUCAUCAACAUCAAUAGCCGCACCACCACCACCACCAACCUCCUCCCCACCCUACCUCCCCUCCACCCUGAAAUCCCUUCUCAUGCGCUACGAGCCCCCUUCUCCAUUCUCCCGCUGGGACACACCACUAUUCACGAUCCCCAGCUUCGACAUCACGAUACCCACAAGUCAAAUCUGGGAGGCAUUGUAUCCCACACCCGCAAAGCCGACUAGUAAGAAAGCUCUAUCUCAGCUGUCGAGUCGUGAACGGAGUGGAUUCUCUAGUCAAGAGGAUAAUAACACCAAGAACGGUAUCUCGUCGACUCAACCACCCUCGUCAAUGGUCAAGAAUGCGUCAAGUGUUGGAGUAAAACAACACGCAGCCACGAUUCUACCUCAAUCGAGUACGGCGGAUGCAUUGCAGACACUGGAAAGCACGACGAUGGAAGUGGUGAAACAGUUGCUGGCGAGGGCGAGAGAGGUGGGGGUGGGUGGGAGUGUUAAUAGUGAUGGUGGCGAUUUGACCAUGACAAUGACGGCAAAUCCUCUGUCCGGUGUCAGCGGCGAUCAAAACGACAUCUCAGUUACGAUGCAUAUUCCGCCUGGCUUGACGCUAAGUCAGCCACUCCUCCAGCGCUUGCGGCGGAAAUAUACACAGAUCCAACGGGCGGGGAUUGCGCAUGGCCAGGGAUAUGUUCAGGGUCGUGCUGCUAUCGUAGAGGGAUUUAUUGGAUUUCUCGACGGGGAGUGGAAUCCGGAUGAGUGAUGUGAGGUUUAGCAAGGGUGUCCGGGUCUGGAGUCUUCUAGAGCGAGUCAAAUAAAGCUGUCAGAUAAUCGAUCAACUAGAACAAGAUUCCCUGUUUGAAGGUGG
Exophiala mesophila is the source of this 1715-nucleotide messenger RNA. RefSeq lists its product as uncharacterized. The transcript is spliced from 2 exons. The record is from RefSeq and is a predicted model, not a curated record. The coding region runs from base 39 to 1610 and encodes 523 amino acids. NCBI's taxonomy places the organism in Eukaryota, Fungi, Ascomycota, Eurotiomycetes, Chaetothyriales, Herpotrichiellaceae.